CGCAGCUCGUGGACUUGAGCCUUCUGCAUGUGCGACGGUUGCUGUUGGAGCAACCGGUCGUUCAGCAGAAUGAAGCCCUCAUCCCCAGGCUGGGCAAUCGAGAGCACUUGUGCCGCGGAAGAAGAAGGGGCACAAGUGGGGGCAUCAACCGGCUGCUUCUAUGGAGGAACAGCCAGGCGCUCAGAAGAUGAUGAGGAAGAAGAAGAGGAACCGGAGGUCAGAGACCGGUCGCCAGAACCCAUUUGCGUGGUAAUUUACACCAUCACGUAUGGCGAUGGUGCAGUUUUGCAACACGGCGUUGCUAUUGCCGAAGAUGGAAUCGAUGGUGCCGGAGAUCUUGCAGUUGCAGUAGAACUGCCAGUAUGCAUCCCUUCCAUCCUUGGGCCUAAAAUGGAGUACCGAUCACUGCAUAUCGUUGCAGAUUCUCCGAUAGUUACCGUAUAUUUGAACCGACCUGAACGCCUUAACGCUCUCUCCCGCGAUUUCUUCAUCGAGUUCCCAAAAGCCCUUGCAUCGCUCGACGAAAGCCCCAAUUUUUCCGUCAUCGUCUUGGCCGGCGCCGGGAACAACUUCUGCUCCGGAAUCGAUGUGGAUAUUCUUGCAUCGGGCUCAAUUGUGUCCCGAUCCGCUGAACCCGGCCGCACCGGCGAGAAGGUCCGGCGUGACAUCAAAUUCCUGCAGGAAGCGGUGACGGCUAUCGAGAGGUGUAGGAAGCCGGUGAUUGCCGCCGUCCAUGGCGCCUGCAUCGGCGGUGCAAUUGACAUCAUUACUGCCUGCGACAUUAGGUACUGCGCGGCCGAUGCUUAUUUCUCGGUUAGAGAGGUUGACAUGGCCAUUACUGCUGACCUCGGAACACUCCAGAGGCUUCCUGGAAUUGUUGGAUACGGAAAUGCAAUGGAGCUGUCUUUAACUGGCCGUAAAUUUACUGGUUCAGAGGCUAAGGAGCUAGGCUUGAUCUCCAAAGUUUUCCCUACUAAAGAAGCCUUGGAGGAAGGUGUAAAAGCUGUUGCUCAGGGAAUAGCAGAAAAGUCUCCCCUCGCUGUGAUCGGAACAAAAGCUGUGUUGCUGAGGAGUAGAGAUUUGACAAUGGAGCAAGCUUUAGAUUAUGUUGCAACAUGGAACUCCGGUGUCCUUCUAUCUGAUGAUCUGAAAGAGGCAAUCUCAGCACGAAAAGAGAAGAGAAAACCAAUAUUUUCAAAACUAUAGAGCGGAUAACGGGGUGUAUAACGUUGCUCUUACUUUGCAGAAAUGUAACAAUAUCUUAAAACUUCAUGAAAAUGCUUCCAUAUAUAAUCCCUCCAUCCCGGAAAACAUUGUUCCACCUUGAUUUCACAGUAUUUUAAAGCAAAUUUAAUUAUGUGCUUUGACAUUGUUAGACGGGAUCAUAUCAAGUCUUACUAAAAUCAGAUCGGAUCAGACGACCUGUUAAAACACUAAAGACGAUAUAUUUUG
Cuscuta campestris is the source of this 1452-nucleotide messenger RNA. NCBI's taxonomy places the organism in Eukaryota, Viridiplantae, Streptophyta, Magnoliopsida, Solanales, Convolvulaceae. The record is from the annotation of a GenBank genome assembly.